Messenger RNA from Mauremys reevesii (Reeves's turtle), 2129 nucleotides. RefSeq names its product thrombomodulin (gene THBD). Gene Ontology annotation, cellular component: extracellular matrix; external side of plasma membrane; membrane. NCBI's taxonomy places the organism in Eukaryota, Metazoa, Chordata, Testudines, Geoemydidae. Gene Ontology annotation, biological process: cell migration. The record is from RefSeq and is a predicted model, not a curated record. Gene Ontology annotation, molecular function: calcium ion binding; extracellular matrix protein binding; extracellular matrix binding. Bases 70 to 1713 code for a protein of 547 amino acids. The transcript has a single exon.
CCGGGCGUGCAGGGGAGCCGCCGAUUGCUCGCGGGCAGCCCCCGGUGCUCCGCUCCGCCGCCCCGCACCAUGCUGCGGCUCUGCCUGGCGCUGAUGGCCACGGCCCAGCUCGGGCGCUCGGCUCCCGCCCCGCCGCCGCCCGCGGGCGCUCAGUGCAUCGAGCACGUCUGCUUCGGCGUGUUCUGGGGGCGCCAGCGGUUCCCCGACGCCGGCCGGCUCUGCCAGGCCGGCGGGGGGCAGCUCAUGACGGUGCGCUCCACGGUGGCGGAGUCCGCCAUCGCCCUGCUGGUGCGGAACCGGAGCGACGCCAGCCUGUGGAUCGGGCUGCAGCUGCCCGCGGGCCAGGCGUGCUCGGACCCCGCCCGCCCGCUGCGGGGGUUCCGCUGGGUCACGGGCGACGAGCGCACGGACUACACCGGGUGGAGGCCGGGGGGGCCCGUCUGCGGGUCCCAGUGUGUCGCCGUGGUGGCCCCGGAGCUCACCUGGGAGGAGAAGCGGUGUGACUCCGAAGCAGACGGCUUCCUGUGUGAGUACAAUUACCCCGGCACGUGCCCCAAGCUCUCCCCCGGGGCAGGCCUGGCGGUGACCUACACCACCCCCUUCGGGGCGCAGGACAGUGACCUCCUGGUCCUCCCUCCCCAAACCACUGCCUCGGCCCCGGCCCUGGGCGUGGAGCUGGUGUGCCAGGAGCACAGCAGCGGGGGCAUGCGGUGGAGCUCCGCCAGCCCCGGGGCCUGGCACUGCCAGCUGGAGAACGGCGGGUGCGAGGCGUCGUGCCAGUGGGACCACGGGACCCCGCACUGCACCUGCCCCCAGGGGAAGCGGCUGGACCAGGAUCAACGCAGCUGCUCUUCCCUGUGUGCCGACGCCCCCUGCGACCACCACUGCGUCCUACUCCACAUGAACUUCACUUGCAUGUGCCACGAGGGCUAUGAGCUGGCUGAGGAUGGCAUCAGCUGCAGAGACAUCGAUGACUGUAAAACCAAACCGGACCUUUGUGACCAAGUGUGCAUCAACACCGAUGGGGGCUUCCACUGCCAGUGCCACCCGGGCUAUGAGCUGGUGGAGGACAAAUGUGAGGACGUCAUCGAUUGCUACGAAGAGAAAUGUCACCACCAGUGUGUUGAUGUGCCCGGGGGUUACAAGUGCAGCUGCUUCAGUGGAUACGCCCCAUCCCCCCAGGACCCCAACAAAUGUGUCCUCUUUUGCAACCAGACUGAAUGCCCGGCAGACUGUGAUCCGCAUACACAGGAUACGUGCUACUGCCCCGAUGGCUUUGUUUUGGAUCACCACAAUGGUAGUGCAAAGAUGUGUGUUGAUAUUGACGAGUGUGAGCAAAGCUAUUGUGAGCAGCUGUGCACGAAUAAGCCAGGCAGCUACACGUGUCAGUGCUGGGAGGGGUACAGCCUCCACAAAAAGCACUCAUGUAUUUCUGACGAUGAGUUUUCAGGUGGGACGGAUUCCUACCCAACAACAGCCGCCCCCACCCGUGUCCCACCGAAGUCAGACAGCCUCCACCCCGGAGUGCUGAUUGGAAUCAGCAUUGGCAUCUUGUCCACAAUUUUGGUCCUGAUGGCCAUUCUCUACCACCUGAUGAAGAAGCACUUCCCAGGUCAUGUAGCCAUGGAUUAUAAAUGUAGCAAUAGGACAGAAAAGGAGGUGGUGCUGCAGCAAGUUCCCCCGGGAUGCCCCUCUGCUACCCAGAAACUGUAAAGAAUCCCACUGGAUUGAAAGGAGAAAGACGGAAUUGGUUGGAAUUUUUCACAUUUCCGAUGAAAAAUUUUCAAGGAAAGUGAUUAAACUAGCUGCAGAAAAAUAUGCUUUGCAGGAGAUGAGAAAACUGAAUGGCAAAGCAUAUAAUGCUGAGCUAAUCCCAUUUGUGCAUCUUUAAAGAAACCAGUAGAUGCCUUUUUAAUGUCCCCCCUUUUCCAGACUUGGCGAUCUUUCCGGGGUUUAAAGAGAGAACUUUAUUUUUUGUGCAUUGAGAACUGCCCUUGUUUGGAAUGGACUAUUGAAAUCUGACUAUCAAAGAAGAGAAUAUAUGCAAUGGACUAGUCAACAAUAAUAGACUUUGAAGUGGUGUGGUGAAAGUGACUUUCAUCCAGAGACAGUGUCAUGAGUUCGUUCCC